This is a messenger RNA of Cannabis sativa, 2999 nucleotides long. Its product is annotated as potassium channel AKT2/3. Lineage: Eukaryota; Viridiplantae; Streptophyta; Magnoliopsida; Rosales; Cannabaceae. Gene Ontology annotation, cellular component: membrane. Gene Ontology annotation, molecular function: voltage-gated potassium channel activity; protein binding. Gene Ontology annotation, biological process: transmembrane transport; potassium ion transport. The coding region runs from base 236 to 2824 and encodes 862 amino acids. The transcript has 11 exons. The record is from RefSeq and is a predicted model, not a curated record.
CUCUUCUCUCUAUUUAAGAUCUUAUCAGAAGCAAUCCAUCAAUCAAUAUUAUUGCAAUAAGGGUAUAGUGCCAAACAGACCUCUUUUUUCCUACACACAUUUUCUUUCUCAUUUCCAUUCAUCUUUUUUCCUUCUCUCUCUUUCUCUUCGUUUUCUUCUUCUUCUUUUAUUUUAUAUAUAUAAAUAUGUACUUAUAUAUUUCAUGAUCUCUUAUAUAUAGGAAUAUUAAUUAUACAUGGACAUGGAUUUGAACAUGAGAAGUGCUACCCCAUUUGUUGUUCAUCACCAUGAUGAUGAUCAUAAGACAUCAUCAGAAGAGUGUGGAGCAGGUGUGAAGAAGAGAAUAUUUAGCAAUAGAAAUAGUAAUGAUAAUAAUAUUAACAAUAAAAGAGAAGAAGCAACAAAGGGUAAUAUUAAUAGUGAUGAAAUAAUGUCAUCUCCAUUAAAUUUAAGGAACCUCUCAAAGUUGAUCCUUCCCCCUUUGGGAGUUUCUACUUCUAAUCAAAAUCAGAUUCAAUCCAAAGGCUGGAUCAUCUCCCCUAUGGAUUCCAGAUACAGAUGUUGGGAGACAUUUAUGGUGGUUUUGGUGGCGUAUUCAGCAUGGGCAUACCCAUUUCAGGUGGCAUUCCUUGGUUCAUAUCCGAAGAAACCACUCUACAUUGCAGAUAGUGUAGUUGAUCUCUUCUUCGCAACCGACAUCGUUUUGACUUUCUUUGUUGCUUAUAUUGACCCCACCACUCAUUUACUCGUUCGUCACUCUAAAAAAAUUGCUACCAGGUAUUUGUCAACAUGGUUCCUAAUGGAUUUUGCAUCAACCAUCCCAUUUGAGGGACUCUACUACUUGUUCACUGGCAAACCCAAAAUCACCCUUUCCUGCUACCUAUUGGGAAUGCUCAGGUUUUGGAGACUUAGAAGAUUGAAGCAAUUCUUCACCAGGCUUGAGAAGGACAUUAGGUUCAGCUAUUUUUGGGUCAGAUGUGCCAGACUUUUAUCUGUGACAUUGUUGUUAGUGCACUGUGCUGGAUGCCUUUACUAUUUGCUGGCAGAGUUGUAUCCUCACCAAGGGAAGACAUGGAUUGGAGCUUUGAUUCCGAAUUUCCCAGAAACUAACCUUUGGAUUCGAUACAUUUCGGCCUUGUACUGGUCCAUAACCACCAUGACAACUGUUGGAUAUGGUGAUCUCCAUGCAGUCAACACCAUGGAAAUGGUCUUCAUCAUAUUUUACAUGCUCUUCAAUCUUGGCCUCACUGCUUACCUCAUUGGCAACAUGACAAAUUUGGUUGUUGAAGGAACUCGCCGCACUAUGGAAUUCAGGAAUAGUAUUGAAGCUGCAUCAAAUUUUGUGUCGCGAAAUCGUUUGCCUCCAAGAUUAAAAGAUCAGAUAUUGGCUUAUAUGUGUUUGAGAUUCAAGGCUGAGAGUUUGAAUCAGCAACAAUUGCUUGAACAGCUACCUAAAUCGAUUUGCAAGAGUAUAUGUCAGCAAUUGUUUUUGCCAACAGUUGCAAGAAAUUAUCUUUUUAAGAAUGUUUCAAAGGAAAUACUUUUGCUCUUGGUAGCAAAGAUGAAAGCCGAAUACAUACCACCAAGAGAAGAUGUUAUGAUGCAGAAUGAGGCACCCGAUGAUGUUUACAUUGUUGUCUCAGGUGAAGUGGAAAUAAUUGACUGCGAAACUGAUAAAGAGCGAGUUGUUGGAACUUUGCAAUCAGGAGAUAGUUUUGGAGAAGUUGGAGCACUUUGCUGCAGGCCUCAAGGCUAUACUUAUCGAACCAAAACGCUAUCGCAGCUCUUGAGGCUUAAGACAGCAGCUCUAAUUGAAGCAAUGCAGACAAAGAAAGAUGAUAACAUACAAAUCCUCAAGAACUUCCUUCAGCAUCACAAAAAGUUGAAGGAUCUGAAAAUUGGAGAAUUAUUGGCUGAGGGGGAAGAUGAGGGUGAUACUAACAUGGAUGACAAUUUGCUGACUGUCGCCAGUACGGGGAAUGCUGCUCUUCUCGAUGAGCUUCUUAAGGCCAAACUAGAUCCUGACAUUGGAGAUGCCAAUGGAAGAACUCCUCUGCACAUAGCUGCAUCCGAAGGGCAUAAGGAGUGUGUUCUGGUGCUGCUCAAACAUGGCUGCAAUGUGCACUUAAAAGACUUUAGUGGUAGCACAGCAUUGUGGAAUGCCAUAGAAUCCAAGAACCACACCAUCUUCAACAUCCUCUACCACUUUUCUAUCCUUUCGGAUCCAUAUGUUGCUGGUGAGCUUCUAUGCACAGCAGCAAAAAGAAAUGACUUGGCGGCGAUGAAGGAGCUCUUGAAAUAUGGACUAAAUGUGGACUCAAAGAACCACCAUGGGCAAACACCUCUACAAGUAGCCAUGUCAGGAAACAGUAUGGAGAUGGUGAACUUGCUGGUGAUGAAUGGCGCUGAAGUGGUUAAUGAAAAUUCGUACGAGUUUCCUUCGACGACUCUUACUGAAAUGCUGCAGAAGAGAGAGGUUGGACAUCAGAUCAGUGUGCCUGAAAAUGCACCAGAAGAAGUGGUUUCCAUACAGUUGAAUGCAGAAAAGGAAGGUAGUGGGAGAAACUCUGUUAGAGAUAACAAUAAUCCCCAUAGAGUGAGUAUUUAUAAAGGUCAUCCAAUGGAGAGGAGAGAGACCUUUUGCAAGGAACCUGGGAGGCUAAUUAGAUUGCCAGCCUCUCUUGAAGAGCUCAGAAACAUUGCAGGUGAAAAACUUGGAUUAGAUGCAAGCAAAAGGAUGAUAAUGAAUGAUGAAGGAGCAGAGAUUGAUUCGAUUGAAGUAAUUAGAGAUAAUGACAAGCUUUUCAUUGUUGAUUAUUUAUAAUUGAAGUUCGAUCAACAAUGUUUUUACUCCUUAUAUAAUUUGAUAAUCAAAUAAACAUGUUUGGAUCAAGAGCCAAAUUGUCUACUUCAAAUGUUGAAAUAUAUGUGUACCAGAUACUAAUUCAGUUAGAUUUUGUGUUACUUCUAUAGAAGAGUGAUUUUCAUUACUAAUAAAA